Messenger RNA from Myotis brandtii (Brandt's bat), 8894 nucleotides. RefSeq names its product unc-13 homolog C (C. elegans) (gene UNC13C). Gene Ontology annotation, molecular function: syntaxin-1 binding; diacylglycerol binding; calmodulin binding. Gene Ontology annotation, cellular component: presynaptic active zone cytoplasmic component; plasma membrane; presynaptic membrane. The coding region runs from base 865 to 7404 and encodes 2179 amino acids. The record is from RefSeq and is a predicted model, not a curated record. NCBI's taxonomy places the organism in Eukaryota, Metazoa, Chordata, Mammalia, Chiroptera, Vespertilionidae. The transcript is spliced from 32 exons. Gene Ontology annotation, biological process: neuromuscular junction development; synaptic transmission, glutamatergic; synaptic vesicle maturation.
UCCUGAGCCAGGGCUGUGUCUCCGCCUGGAGAGCUGCUCUGUGCAGCAGCCGCGGCGGCGGCAGCAGAGGGAGCCCGGGAGCUCUGGGCAGAGGAGGCGGGCGAUCGCAGCGUCGGUGCUGCAUUCCCCAAAGCAUUGGCCGCGGCCCGCGCUCUGGGAACUUCCCCGCACGCACUCAGCCGCGCUGCUCCGCACCCUCAAUUGUUGCUGAGCCUUGGCGCUCGUCAACAAAGCAGCUGAUUUUUGCUUUCUUAGAGAUAGGGAUGAGCAAUGAGCUGCCGGAGGAAUUUGGCAAUGAGGAGAGGGAAAGGCAGUUUCGUGCCAGCAGCUAAGUUGUAAAAUUGCUUUGGAGGCUGCCCGGGGGAGCACGAUAGCGCUGAAAAGAACAGACACCGUUGCAGACCAAAGGCAUGCCUGAUUGCACUUGAGUCCGAUCGCUGGGUCGCAGCCUCUGCUCCUGCUCUAACUCCUUGGGGCCGAAUAAAGGCAAGGAGACUAGAAACACGAAUCGCAAGUGGUAUUCCUGAAAGGAAAACACAUAUACUCCAAAAGGAGGGGAGGAACCGCCUAGCUGGUGUGUACACUUUUUUUAAAGGCGAAUCCCUCAGACAAUACUUGAAGUCAUGCGGAAAUGAGAGCAACUCAUGAAACCCCUCCUCCAAGAGAGAAUGUCUUUCAUAAAUGGAACUUUGCUUCUGGUUUUCACAGGACAUUGACCUUGUGGCAGAGCCACGCUGCCCUUCCAGCUGUUUUCAAUGAUUCAGAGAACAUCUGAACAGUGAUGCUUGCCUUGGGUUUACAGAUUUUCAUCCUGACGCCUUGUUUAUGUUUUUGGAGUAGAGAAGUUUGCACUAAUUGCUCUCCAUGGUGGCUAAUCUUUUCAAGAGCCUGAUUUUACCUUACAUACAUAAGCUUUGCAAAGGAAUGUUUACAAAGAAAUUGGGAAAUACAAACAAAAAAAAAGAGAAUCGUGAGCAGAAAAGGAAUCAAGACUUUCCUGCUGCCGGCCACACCAAAACCCCCAGACUUUCUAAUACCUUGAAAAGUACCGUAAAGAAGAUUGCCAAGUGUUCAUCCACUCGCAACUUAUCCACUGAAGAAGACGAAGCUAACAAAGAAUUUUCCCUCUCACCAACAUUCAGUUACCGAGUAGCUAUUGCCAAUGGCCUACAAAAAAAUAUUAAUGUAACCAACAGUGAUAAUGAAGAUCUGCUUCAAGAGUUAUCUUCCAUUGAGAGUUCCUACUCAGAAUCCCUCAGUGAACUAAGGAGUAGUGCAGAAAACCAGCCACAGUCAACACUCAUGAUGCCGGUUAAACGCAAUAGGAAGAGUUCAAGCAGCCUGGCUCCUUCGGAGGGCAGCUCUGAUGGGGAACGCACUCUGCAUAGCUUAAAACUAGGAGCUUUACGUAAACUGAGGAAAUGGAAGAAGAGUCAAGACUGUGUCUCCUCAGAUUCAGAGUUGAGCACAAUGAAGAAAACCUGGGGAAUAAGAAGCAAAUCUUUGGACAGAACUGCCCGAAACCCAAAGACAAAUGCCCUGGAGCCAGGAUUCAGUUCCUCUGGCUGUAUUAGUCAAACACAUGAUGUCAUGGAAAUGAUCUUUAAGGAACUUCAGGGAAUAAGUCAGAUUGAGACAGAACUUUCUGAGCUACGAGGGCAUGUCAAUGCUCUCAAGCAUUCCAUCGAUGAGAUCUCCAGCAGUGUGGAGGUUGUACAAAGUGAAAUCGAACAGCUACGUACAGGGUUCGUCCAGUCUCGGAGGGAAACCAGAGACAUCCAUGAUUAUAUUAAGCACUUAGGCCAUAUGGGUAGCAAGGCAAGCCUGAGAUUUUUAAAUGUGCCCGAAGAAAGAUUUGAAUACGUUGAACUUGUGGUGUACCAAAUUCUAGUAGAUAAAAUGGGUUUUUCAGAUGCACCAAAUGCUAUUAAAAUUGAAUUUGCUCAGAGAAUAGGACACCAAAGGGACUGCCCAAAUGCAAAGCCGCGGCCCAUACUGGUGUACUUUGAAACUCCUAAGCAAAGGGAUUCCGUCUUAAAAAAAUCAUAUAAACUCAAAGGAACAGGUAUCGGAAUCUCAACAGAUAUCCUUACUCAUGACAUCAGAGAAAGAAAAGAGAAAGGGAUACCAUCUUCGCAGACAUAUGAGAGCAUGGAUAUAAAGUUGUCUACUCCAGAGCCCCAACUCAAGAAGAAUAAUUGGCAGCUACCAGAUGACAGUGAUGGAGAGCUGGAAUCUGACCUCAAUAGAAACAGUUAUGCUGUGCUUUCCAAGUCAGACUUUCCAACAAAGGGAAGUAUUUCCAAGUCAAGUUCAAAAUCACACAAUGCUAGAGCCAAAAAUAAAACUGCCAGUAGCAGCAAAAUUUCAAAUAAAUCAGAUUAUAAUAAAAUUUCCUCACAGUUGCCAGAAUCAGGUACCUUGGAAAAGCAAACUACAACCCAUUAUGGAGAUGCAACACCCCUCUGGCAUUCACAGAGUGAUUUUUUUACUGCAAAGCUUAGUCGUUCUGAAUCAGACUUUUCCAAACUGUGUCAAUCUUACUCUGAGGAUUUUUCAGAAAAUCAGUUUUUCACUAGAACGAAUGGAAGCUCCCUCUUGUCAUCUUCAGACCGGGAACUUUGGCAAAGGAAACAGGAGGGCACGCCUACCUUGUAUGACAGUCCCCAGGACUUACUUUUGGAUGGGGCUGUUCAGGGUGUCCAAGGGAACACAGAAACUGUGGAUAGUGGGAUGAGUAAUGGCAUGGUAUGUGCAUCUGGAGACCAAAGUCAUUACAGUGAUUCUCAGCUCUCUUUCCAUGAGGAUCUUUCUCCAUGGAAGGAAUGGAAUCAAGUAGAGCAAGGAGCUGAUUUAGGUUUGGAUUCAUCCACUCAGGAAGCUUUUGACUACGACACAAACAGUCUCUCUGAUCAACAACUAGAUGUUUACAAUAAAGACCAAGAAGACUCGGGGAAGUGCCAUAGUGACCUUCAGGAUGACUCUGAGAGCUAUGAUUUAACCCAAGAUGACAACUCAUCUCCAUGCCCUGGAUUGGAUAAUGAACCACAAGGCCAAUGGGUUGGCCAAUAUGAUUCUUAUCAGGAAGCCAAUUCUAAUGAUUUGUACCAAAAUCAAAGCCAGUUGUCCAUAAUGUAUCGAAGUCAAAGUGAAUUGCAAAGUGAUGAUUCAGAGGAUGCCCCACCCAAAUCUUGGCAUAGUCGAUUAAGCAUUGACCUUUCUGAUAAGGCUUUCAGCUUCCCAAAAUUUGGAUCUACACUACAGCGGGCUAAAUCAGCCUUGGAGGUGGUGUGGAACAAAAGCACACAGAGUCUCAGUGGGUAUGAGGACAGUGGCUCUUCCUUAAUGGGGAGAUUUCGGACAUUAUCACAAUCAACUGCAAAUGAAUCAAGUACCACCCUGGACUCUGAUGUUUACACAGAACCUUAUUACUACAAAGCAGAAGAUGAGGAGGACUAUAGUGAACCAGUGGCAGAUAAUGAAACAGAUUAUGUUGAAGUGAUAGAACAAGUUCUUGCUAAGCUAGAAAACAGGACUAGUAUUACUGAAACAGAUGAGCCAAUGCAGGAAUAUGAUCACUCUUCUUAUGAAACACCUUAUGAAACCCCACAGGAUGAGGGAUAUGAUGGGCAGGCAGAUGAUGUGGUUAGUGAAGGAGGGUUGGAACCCUUAAAUGAAACGUUACCUGAAAUGGAAAUAAAAGAAGAUGAAAACCAAAACAUUCCUGAACAGCCCGUGGAAAUCACAAAGCCAAAGAGAAUCCGUCCCUCUUUCAAAGAAGCAGCUUUAAAAGCCUAUAAGAAGCAAAUGGCAGAAUUGGAAGAGAAGAUCCUGGCUGGAGAUAGCAGUUCUGUGGAUGAAAAGGCUCGAAUAGUAAGUGGCAAUGAUUUGGAUGCUUCCAAAUUCUCUGCGCUCCAGGCAUUUGGCGGGGCUGCGUGGGGACUUUAUGGUAUUGACAGUAUGCCAGAUCUCAGAAGGAAAAAAACUCUGCCUAUUGUACGAGAUGUGGCCAUGACCCUGGCUGCCCGGAAAUCUGGACUCUCCCUGGCUAUGGUGAUUAGGACAUCACUGAACAAUGAGGAACUGAAAAUACAUGUCUUCAAGAAGACCUUGCAGGCAUUGAUCUACCCCAUGUCUUCCACCACCCCACACAAUUUUGAAGUCUGGACAGCCACGACACCAACCUACUGUUACGAGUGUGAAGGGCUCCUGUGGGGCAUUGCCCGGCAAGGCAUGAAGUGCUUGGAGUGCGGAGUGAAGUGCCAUGAAAAGUGCCAGGACCUCUUGAACGCCGACUGUUUGCAGAGAGCAGCGGAGAAGAGUUCUAAGCAUGGUGCGGAAGACAAGACUCAGACUAUUAUUUCAGCUAUGAAAGAAAGAAUGAAGAUCAGGGAAAAAAAUAGGCCAGAGGUUUUUGAAGUAAUUCAAGAAAUGUUUCAGAUUUCUAAAGAGGAUUUUGUCCAGUACACAAAGGCAGCCAAACAGAGUGUAUUGGAUGGGACAUCUAAGUGGUCAGCAAAAAUAACCAUUACAGAGCGGUUAUCAGUGGUUGUUAACUUACCCACAUUUAUUUUCAGUGAGUGCCAUAACUCCACAGAUCGAAUCAAAGUCAGAGUGUGGGAUGAAGAUGAUGAUAUCAAAUCCAGAGUCAAGCAACAUUUCAAAAAGGAAUCAGAUGAUUUUCUGGGACAAACAAUUGUCGAAGUGAGGACCCUGAGUGGAGAAAUGGAUGUCUGGUACAACUUAGAGAAACGGACAGAUAAGUCAGCUGUAUCUGGGGCCAUUCGAUUGAAAAUCAAUGUGGAAAUAAAAGGAGAGGAGAAGGUUGCUCCAUAUCAUAUACAAUAUACAUGUUUACAUGAGAAUCUGUUCCAUUACUUGACUGAAGUGAAAUCUAAUGGUGCAGUGAAAAUCCCAGAGGUCAAAGGGGAUGAAGCCUGGAAGGUUUUCUUUGAUGAUGCUUCCCAAGAAAUAGUCGAUGAGUUUGCCAUGCGCUAUGGGAUUGAAUCCAUUUAUCAAGCUAUGACGCACUUCUCAUGUCUGUCUUCUAAAUACAUGUGCCCUGGCGUCCCUGCCAUCAUGAGCACUUUGCUGGCGAAUAUAAAUGCUUUCUAUGCUCACACGACAGUUUCAACAAAUGUGCAGGUUUCUGCCUCAGAUCGAUUUGCCGCUACCAAUUUUGGUAGGGAAAGAUUCAUAAAACUACUAGACCAGUUGCACAACUCUUUAAGGAUUGACCUGUCAAAGUAUAGGGAAAACUUUCCUGCUGGCAAUGCUGAAAGACUGCAAGACCUGAAAUCAACUGUGGACUUGCUAACAAGUAUCACCUUUUUUAGACUGAAGGUUCUGGAGCUGCAAAACCCCCCAAAGGCCAGCAUGGUGGUAAAGGACUGUGUCAGAGCUUGCCUGGAUUCUACGUACAAGUACAUUUUUGAUAAUUGCCACGAACUCUAUUCCCAGCUAAUAGACCCGAGUAAGAAACAGGACAUUCCUCGGGAAGAGCAGGGACCAACCACCAAGAAUUUGGAUUUUUGGCCCCAACUUAUUACCCUGAUGGUCACUAUUAUUGAUGAGGAUAAAACUGCCUACACACCUGUCCUGAAUCAGUUUCCUCAAGAACUGAACAUGGGAAAAAUAAGUGCUGAGAUUAUGUGGACCCUUUUUGCUCUGGAUAUGAAAUAUGCACUAGAAGAACAUGAAAAGCAGCGGUUAUGUAAGAGCACCGAUUAUAUGAAUUUGCAUUUCAAAGUGAAAUGGUUUUAUAAUGAAUAUGUGCGAGAACUUCCUGCCUUCAAGGAUGCCAUUCCUGAAUACUCCUUGUGGUUUGAGCCUUUUGUCAUGCAGUGGCUAGAUGAAAAUGAAGAUGUGUCAAUGGAGUUUCUUCAUGGAGCACUAGGAAGAGACAAAAAAGACGGAUUUCAGCAGACAUCUGAUCAUGCCCUCUUCUCUUGUUCCGUGGUUGAUGUAUUUGCUCAGCUUAAUCAGAGCUUUGAGAUUAUUAAGAAACUGGAAUGCCCUAACCCUGAAGCAUUAUCUCACUUGAUGAGAAGAUUCGCAAAGACUAUCAAUAAAGUACUGCUUCAGUAUGCUGCAAUUGUAUCAAGUGAUUUUAGUUCCUACUGUGACAAGGAAAAUGUGCCCUGUAUACUGAUGAACAAUAUUCAGCAAUUACGGGUCCAGUUGGAAAAAAUGUUUGAAUCCAUGGGAGGAAAAGAGUUAGAUCCUGAAGCUAGUGCUAUUCUGAAGGAACUUCAAGUUAAACUCAGUGGGGUUCUAGAUGAGCUCAGCGUCACUUACGGGGAAAGUUUCCAGCUUAUCAUUAAGGAGUGUAUAAAACAGAUGGGAUUUGAACUAAAUCAAAUGAGAACAAAUGGAAAUACUGCAUCUAAUAAGAACAGUGCGGCAAUGGAUGCAGAGAUUGUAUUAAGACCUCUCAUGGACUUCUUGGACAAAACAUUGAGUCUCUCAGCAAAAAUCUGUGAGAAAACAGUUCUGAAGCGACUUUUGAAAGAGCUAUGGAAGCUAGUUCUAAACACAAUAGAAAAACAGAUUGUUCUCCCUGCUCUGACAGAUCAAACAGGACCCCAGAUGAUUUUCAUCACUGCUAAAGAUCUUGGACAAUUAUCGAAACUAAAGGAGCACAUGAUUCGAGAGGAUGCCAAGGGUCUGACACUAAGACAGUGCACCAUAAUGGAGGUGGUCCUGGCUACCAUCAAGCAAUACUUUCAUGCUGGUGGAAAUGGCCUCAAAAAGAAUUUCUUGGAGAAAAGCCCAGAUCUUCAAUCUCUGAGAUAUGCUCUCAAUCUUUAUACCCAAACGACUGAUGCCUUGAUAAAGAAGUUCAUAGACACUCAAACCUCACAGAGUCGCUCCUCCAAAGAUUCAGUGGGUCAGAUAUCUGUUCAUGUGGACAUCACCACCACCCCAGGAACUGGAGAGCAUAAAGUCACUGUGAAAGUGAUGGCUAUUAAUAACCUGAACUGGCAGACCACCGCCAUGUUCCGCCCCUUUGUGGAAGUUUGUAUGCUGGGACCCAAUCUUGGAGACAAGAAGAGAAAACAAGGCACAAAGACAAAAAGCAACACCUGGUCACCCAAGUACAAUGAAACAUUUCAGUUUAUUCUGGGUAAUGAAAACCACCCAGGAGCCUAUGAACUUCAUCUCUCAGUUAAGGAUUACUGCUUUGCCCGAGAAGAUCGAAUUAUCGGAAUGACAGUGAUUCAGCUACAGAGCAUAGCAGAAAAGGGAAGCUAUGGGGCAUGGUAUCCCCUUUUGAAAAAUGUUUCUAUGGAUGACACCGGUUUGACUAUUCUUAGAAUACUCUCUCAGAGGACCAGCGAUGACGUGGCUAAAGAAUUUGUAAGACUUAAAUCUGAAACAAGAUCUGCUGAAGAGAGUGCUUGAAAGGAAUACUGAAGAUACCAUCUUCGAGAAUGCACAAACUAUAAUUGUUUGACUACUGCAUGCAUGUGCAAAUACAUGGGAAUGUUUAUUUCACUACAUCUCAGUGUUUGCCAGUAAUCACAUACAAUGUCUACAAGGUACGUGGAAAACCUGCUGAACUUAUAUACAUACCAUCACUGGUCUUUGGGAAAUAAAUGUUCCAUGAAGUGCCAAAAUUAUGAUGUAAAGUGAAAUAUCCAGAUCUUUUUAAAUGUUUAUUGCAUCUCAUUAACAAUUUUGCACCCACUAAGCAUACUGAAAAACAAUUAAGUCUUUUCAGUUCAUCUAUUAGUUGUUUUUGUUACAUUAGUUUCAAUUGCCCAUAGAUCAGAAAGAUUUGUUACUCAAAUUCUGUUUUAUUUAGACUCACCUCAUUGUAGAUGUCUUAGAAAUACCCUUUUCUAUUAUAACUAGAAAUGCAGUCGCCACUAGAAAGCAUUUGUAAUUUUAUAGUUGAAGAUAUAUUGUGAUGAUUUUUGCAUACAAAUUAAAAUAGAAAAGGUGGGAAAUAUUUUAUGCUGACCAGUUUCCAACCUUUCUGAAAUAUCACUGUGAAGAAAUGCUAUUAAAGCAAACUUAUACAAAGCAAUGCUAAAUAGUUUGUUAACAAUGUUUGAUAUAUUGACAAAACUUUGUUCUUCAAAACUGCCACAGUCACAUCACAUUUGUUAAAAGGGUAAGUUGAUGCACUUGCCACCUAGCAUUAUGUCUUGGCUUUAUCAAAUUUCAUUCUUUACAAAGUCAUGCGAUGGAAAGUUUUUUUAAAAAAUUAUCUAUGAUAAGUAACUACCAUUAGUGUUUUCCCUCUGACAGAUAUGACUAACUCCUUAAUUACUUAGCACUGUAAUCAGUUAAAUGCUUUUUUCUUUUAAAAAUAUUCAACGAUUUGUACUAAAUACAGCAUUACUAUAUAUUGCACUGGAACAAAAAGCCUUGUCUUCAUCUACUUAAUGAAAAAUGUAAAACAGAAUCUAAAGAAAUUGCUUACAAUCUUGUAAUUUAUGUUAUUUAUAAGACCAAGAUGCAUCAGAUGAAAUAGGAAAACAAUAACUGAGUUGGAUUUUGAAUAUGAAAUACUUCAUGAAUAUUUGCAUUUGCUGUAUCUUUAUGGUUUGACUUUUGGAGUCUAUCUAAAUAGUUGGCUGUAGAACAGUACUUUGAAACAUGCUCAUAACUGUUAGUGGACAACAUAUACCUGCAGAAACAAGAACCAAUUACAAUGAUUGUGUUUUGUGAACAAGCUGGUCUGGUAUGUUAAGAACAAAAUUAAUAUUAUCAUGAAUCUCAGAACCAUUCUGCUCCUGGAUGUGAAAACACAGACCAGUGAAAUCCACUAAUUCAUGUUAAAUUGUUAGGCAAUUGCUUUGUUAAUGACUUCUCCAAAUGCAUAGUGCAAUGUGAUCCUGUGGCAUAUGCAUUAAUAAAUGGAUGUAUAUUGAGAACAUGCAACA